AUGGCUCCCUCUGAUCGCAUCGAGGAGCCCGACGCUCGGCGCAAGCGCCCGGCGCGUCUGGAAGAGGCGAUCACCAAUCCCGGCGCCGUCAAGAUCAAUGUCAAGGGCGCUUUCAUCGUCGAUGACGAGCCUCGAUCGCGGAGUCCCGUUGAGGCUGACGGCGUGCACUACGAGAACAAGGAUAUCCGUCUACCGCAUCAUACGGGAGUUGUGAGCCAUGUCGCCGUCGAUAUCGGAGGUUCACUGGCCAAGCUGGUCUACUUUACCCGAGAGCUGGACGCCGCCGACAAUGGCGGUCGCCUUAAUUUCAUCAACUUCGAAACCCACCGGAUCGACAUUUGCAUCAACUUCAUUCGGCAAUUGAAGGAGGAGCACGAGAAGCGUAAUGGCACUGCUCGCGACGAAUUAUGCGUGGUUGCUACAGGUGGAGGAGCCUUCAAGUUCUAUGAUAAAUUGAAGGAGGCGCUGGACGUCAACAUAUUACGGGAGGAGGAGAUGGAAUGCCUGAUCAUCGGGCUCGAUUUCUUCAUCACCGAGAUCCCCAACGAGGUGUUCACGUACAGCGACUCUGACACAGAGCCCAUGAAAUUUGCCGAGGCUCGACCCGACGUUUACCCCUACCUCCUCGUCAACAUCGGCUCCGGCGUGUCAAUGAUCAAGGUGUCCGGCCCUAGACAAUUCCAACGGGUUGGUGGGACUCAUCUCGGCGGAGGAACCUUUUGGGGGAUCAUGUCCUUGCUAACCGGCGCCCGAACCUUUGACGACAUGCUGGCCAUGGCGGAUCGCGGCGAUAAUAGCGGGGUAGAUAUGCUCGUCGGAGACAUCUACGGGAUGGACUACAGCAAGAUUGGGCUGAAGAGCACUGCCAUCGCCAGUACUUUUGGCAAGGUCUUUCGCUUGAAGAAUGCGGCCGAGCGUGGCGCUGAGGACGGCGAGGGCUUGAUUCAUGAGGAUCCUGAGCAGAGUAACGGCGGUGUCAAUUUCCGGCACGAGGAUAUGAGCCGAAGCCUUCUCUACGCUAUCAGUAACAACAUUGGCCAAAUUGCCUACUUGCAGUCAGAGAAGCACCAAGUCAAACACAUUUACUUUGGAGGUUCUUUUAUCCGAGGCCACCGCCAGACCAUGAAUACACUGUCUUAUGCCAUUCGCUUUUGGUCCAAGGGCGAGAAGCAAGCCUAUUUCCUGCGCCAUGAGGGCUAUCUGGGUGCAGUCGGUGCUUUCAUCCGCCGCCAACCUCAGAACUGGGGACGCCGGAACAGUAUUGACGAGGUGGCAGCACCGCAGGCGGUCCGAAAUCUUGCUCAGAAUAAUGUCUUGGAUCAUGAUCAUGAUCAGAAUGGUGCAUCUGCCUUCUCAUGA
Messenger RNA from Penicillium macrosclerotiorum, 1359 nucleotides. RefSeq names its product pantothenate kinase. The transcript has 4 exons. Gene Ontology annotation, biological process: coenzyme A biosynthetic process. Bases 1 to 1359 code for a protein of 452 amino acids. Gene Ontology annotation, cellular component: nucleus; cytosol. The record is from RefSeq and is a predicted model, not a curated record. Gene Ontology annotation, molecular function: ATP binding; pantothenate kinase activity. NCBI's taxonomy places the organism in Eukaryota, Fungi, Ascomycota, Eurotiomycetes, Eurotiales, Aspergillaceae.